Messenger RNA from Meleagris gallopavo (turkey), 1450 nucleotides. It is a transcript of the gene OLAH, whose product is annotated as oleoyl-ACP hydrolase. NCBI's taxonomy places the organism in Eukaryota, Metazoa, Chordata, Aves, Galliformes, Phasianidae. Gene Ontology annotation, biological process: lipid biosynthetic process. The record is from RefSeq and is a predicted model, not a curated record.
UUCAUUUAGGUUGUGGACUGCCAAUAAUAAAAUUGCUACAACUUCCAUGCUGUCAUUGGUGUGCUAACCUAUGCUGCUUAAAUUGCUGGGAUCGAUGUGGACACCCUUCUUACCCCGCUUGAUGUCACGCCCAGAUGUUUCAGUCUCUUUUUGGGAUGUUCUGUGCUUUAGUCCCUGCCUUUUUUCUGUGCAUAGACUCCUCCCCUUCAGAAAAGACAUAAAGCAAGCGACUCUUCCACUUGGAUCAUAUUCCUUCCUCACCUGACAACUGGCUUCACCUCACAUCUGCUGAUACAUAAAGUUGAUUCUUUCUUCUUGUUACAGAGCACUGAUUCAGCCCUUGGGCUGUCAUUUCUUGGCACUUGCCCUGGUGAUUUUUCAGGUACUUUGCUUCUAAGGCAUGGAGAAGGCGAUUGUUCGUCCAUAUAAAAGGCCAAAUGCUCUCUGUAGGCUGAUUUGCUUUCCCUGGGCUGGAGGUGGAACUUCUCACUUUGCUCAAUGGGGCAAACUCUUCAGCAGCUCAAUUGAAGUGUCUGUUGUAAGGCUUCCUGGAAGAGAAAGUCGUGCUAAGGAGCCUUUUGCAAAAGACAUGACAGCCGUCAUUAAUGAAAUAACCAGUGCUUUGCUGAAAGAUCUGCAAGAAAAACCAUUUGCGUUCUUUGGUCACAGUUUUGGAGCUUACAUUAGCUAUGCAGUUGCGGUACACUUGAAAGAAAAGCAUGGACUAGAGCCGAUCCACCUUUUUUUAUCAGGGGUAUAUGCCCCACAUUCUGAAGCAUUUCUUCUGAUGGGAAAAGUAAACGAAGCAAAAGAUGAAGACAUUCUUGAACAUGUCAAAUUCUUAGGAGGAACUCCUUCUGAGUUUCUGAAAAAUGAGGACAUCAAGAAACACCUGAUACUUACUGUAAGAGAAGAUGUUAGCAUUCUUCAGACAUAUUCUUUUGAGAAGGUAGAAAGGAAAACCAUCUUCUCUUGUGAUGUCACCUGCUUUGAUGGUUCUGAAGAAACAGUGCAUGAUGCCGAAGCCUGGCUCAAUAUAACCAGAGGAGAUACUUCCAUUUACAGUCUUCCUGGAGGUCACUUUUAUCUGCUGGAACCUUCUAAUGAAAUUUUCUUGAUAAAACACAUAACCAAGUGUAUAGAAAAUGCUGCUCUAUGAGUAUUUCCCUCUAUUUUAAUAGCAGGUAUAAGAUUAGUCUACAGCACUUAAUUAUUAAGUCAUUCUUUCUGCUGAAUUGCACUGUUAUGCCUAAAAGUUACUCUGUUCCUCCAGAAGAUCUUCACUGUAAUUCUUUAAAAGGAUUUAAAGAGUUGCUCUAAUUUUUGAAAAUAAACUCUAGCUUUGUGUCUUAGAAAUAAAACACUUUUCAUCUUUUCUCGCUCUUCUCAUUCAGCACAUGCAUAAACUGUUUUCAACAUCAGCUGCAAAAAGUGACAGCUCUUAUAAGUU